Molecule: messenger RNA, 5159 nt
Organism: Exophiala mesophila
Lineage: Eukaryota; Fungi; Ascomycota; Eurotiomycetes; Chaetothyriales; Herpotrichiellaceae
Exons: 4
Coding region: 367-4863 (1498 amino acids)
Biological process (GO): protein ubiquitination
Cellular component (GO): CCR4-NOT complex
Molecular function (GO): ubiquitin-protein transferase activity; nucleic acid binding; metal ion binding
Source: RefSeq, a predicted model, not a curated record
GUUCGCUGUCUACAAGACCUUUUGCGCCGCUUCACUUUCAACUUUUUGCCAUCCGAAUCAACAAUCAACCCUCGAUUUUACUUCUUUACCUCUUCAGGAUCCUCAUCCUUCCGCGUCCACAUAUUCCUUCUCACACAUCAAACACUUUUCCACAAUCUUCUCCAACCUUGCGGUCCUUUUCGCGCCCACCCUCCGUCCCUAAUUCCCUCAAACCUAGGACCGUCAUCUACGUCCACUUUUCCAGCGCAGAUCAUCACUUGACAAUCACAAACACUACAAGCAGUGCAUGGAGACCACUCUAUUCUCUCUUAGCUUGGUGAAGGAGUCGAUAGAGGUGGUUCACAGUCUCAUCAGAUACUCGCCAUCAUGAACAAAGGCCAAGACACCGUCAUCGACGAUGACGAGGAAACAUGCCCUCUAUGUAUCGAGGAGUUCGAUUUGUCCGACAAAAACUUCAGACCAUGCCCCUGCGGCUACCAGAUAUGCCAAUUCUGCUUCAACAGUCUCAAGAACACCUACGAGAAGAGCACUUGUCCCAACUGUCGACGUCCAUACGAUGAAAAGACAAUUCAGUAUAAGAUCCCAACCGCCGAAGAAUUCAAGUUGGACCAAAUGAACAAGAACAAGAAACAAGCUGCUGCCAAGCGUAAAGAAACCGAAAAGCGUGAAGUCGAGUCUUCUUCCCGCCGUAAUCUGGCCGGCGUUCGCGUCAAGCAGCAGAAUCUCGUCUAUGUCAUUGGUUUGAUACCAUCAAUCAAAGAUGAGCAGGCUCUGCUACAGACCCUCCGCGGGCCCGAAUACUUUGGUCAAUAUGGCGAGAUCGAUAAAAUUGUUGUGAGCAAAACCAAACCAGGUGCUGCUAACCAGGGUAUCGGCGUCUACGUCACAUAUGCCAGAAAGGAAGAUGCCGCCCUUUGUAUUAACAGCGUUGAUGGUUCGCUGAAUGGCGAUCGAGUACUUCGCGCGCAGUUUGGCACCACCAAAUAUUGCUCUGCCUAUUUGCGGGGCGAGGUUUGCAACAACAAAAGCUGCAGCUUCCUUCAUGAGACCGGUGAAGACGGACAGCAUACCUCUUUGCAAAACGAACCUCAUGGCGCCCGGUUAUCAACUAAACCCACGGUGUCUGCUAUGACCAACCCCAUUUCUGUACCUCCAAGACCUCUAUCCUCAACCACCAAUACACACCCCUUGUCGUCGUCUGCAAGCAAAGACGAUGAGUUGAGGAGGAAGGAAAGCCAUGAUGGGUCAGCCUUGCCGUCGACUGCAAGUUGGGCCAACGCGAACGCUCCCAUCGCCCGAACAAGAAGAGCGAGCCAAGCAAACAGCAGAGCUACACCAAGUCCAGCAUUAACUCACGCAUCUCUCUCUGUUCCGAAGCCGAUGGAGCCCAAAUCCGAAGAAGUUGCUACGUCCCAGACUCCUGCUGCCCAGCCUUCCAGAGACAACGCCCCUCCUUCACAAGGACCACCACCAAAGGCUGUCACGAAACCUGUCGAUCCUAUUCAAGCACAAUACGACUUUGUUUUACAGGCAUUGUCCAGAAAUAUCCCAUUUAUUUAUGACGAUUCGUGUCUCACUUCCGAACAACGCGCUGAAGUUGAUCUGAUGCCUCAGUUCAUCGACCCUUAUGGUGGCGCAAAACGUCGUGCAAUGCGAGAGCGUGAAGAGGCCGAACGAGCAAAGCUAGAGAGUGAAGCAAAGUCAAAACUCGAGGCUCAGGCAAUUGCUUCUGCCGAGGAAACCUUGGAGGAAGAUGAUAUGGCUGCCGGAAGCCUUGCAUUAGGAGGUGAACCUGAGGAUGAUCCCAGGAGCUUGUCUUCACGAAGUGCAAUUGGUCGACCUUCACAAACCAUUUCCGACCAAUUCUCAAGUCUCAGCAUGGGCAACCGCAGUUUGACGCCACAGCAACGACAAACUUUGUCGCAGCAUUCUUCCACUCGGAACACUGCUUUCGAAAUGUCCGACUUUGAUAGACGCGAACCUCAAUACAGUCAAGCGCAGUUUGAGCAGAUUAGUAGUCAUCAACGUCACGGGUCCAGAUAUUUCAACAACGACACAAAGUCCAACCCGACGACUCGAUUCCCAACCCAGCAAGCAGGCUACUACACCAGCGGCGUUCAAGGUCCUCCACCUGGUCUUCCAACAGCCGGAACGCCCCCAGUCAGCGGGGGUGGAAUGUUUGCUCAUGGACAAAACUUCACCAAUCCAGGCUUUGGUACUUCCAAAGACACAGGUGCGGAUGCCUAUUCUAGGACUCGAAGUGGGACCAAUCAAGGUCAUGAUGCCUCAAAGCUAGAUGAGAAGAACUUCCCCCCCUUACCAUUUCGUUCAGACACCCAGAACUCGGCCCUGCACUCUCGUGUGUCUUCUUUUCACAGUCUCAACAGUUCUGGGUUGCGAUCUUCAACACCGAAAAUCCCUCCUGGCUUCGAGUUGAGUCAUGCUCAUCCUGCCGCUCCAGGCUCUCGUGUCGCUUCACCCGCCAAGUCACUGGGCGCUGGCCCGCGAAGCAUUUCAUCUGCAUCUGGUACGGUGGCACCAGCUGUUCCGUUUCUUCCUAGUGCUCAACGAAUCCCGACCCCCAAACCCAAAUCAACCGAAACGCCGAAAGAGAGCUUGAGUUCCGUUCCCCACGAUGAAAAAGUUGGGCCGGAUGAAAACAUCAGCAAGAAUAACAAUCUCGAUGUGAGUUUUGGUUCGCCAAAGCCACGGGCCCUAGGAAAAUCCAAGUCGAAAGAAGUAGAAUUAAGUCAAGGACCUUCAAAGUCAGCGCCAAUGUCCCGAAAGGAAACGAUUAGCAAGGCAGGGCCUGGCCAAAUCGAGAUUCCCGGUCCGGUCGGUUCGGUAAACGAGGCCAUGGGAGAGUCUGGCACACCAGUCGAUGACUCAGGUGUUGUGGGUACUCCCAAAACACAAAACUCCCUCCCUGCCACACCAGCAGCGACAACCCCGUCAGAGACAUCCAAGGCAUCUAUCGCUCGACCACGAUUACUGAGAUUGACGACUGGAACGAGUGCAAAGAAUGGAUCCGAAGCAGGGCCAUCGUCAGCAGUGACUGAAAGAUCAGGUAUUCUGCCGUCAAUUUUGGGCGCGAAGAAAGGGUCUAGGAGGCCUUCUGUGGUGUCUUCCGCUGCCCAAGAAAGCCGACCUUCAACGCCGGGUUUUUCAGAACGGCCGUCCCAUGAUGUAUCACGAGCCAGCUCCCCUCCGCCGAGUAUCGUGGGGUCAGCUCCAGAUCGUGGCAAGAGCAAGAGUCAACUGAAAAAAGAGCGACGGGAAAAAGCAAAGAAACAGUCAGAACCUACAGAAGCUGUCGCUGCUCCUCCAGUUCCACCUCCAGUUGAAGCAGUCGCCCCGGUGAUCGCUCGACAGAAGAAGCAGAAGAAGCGACCUGAGAGUGGACCAGGCCCUACCGCCGGAGAAUCCAGCGCCUCAGCAUCCAAAACUCCUGCUGAAGAGAAACACAGCAUUCCUACGCCUGCGCCUGCGCCAAGUCAGUCCCGACAAGCCGAGAAAGAAAGUGCAUCCAAGAAACAACAAGGCGUCAAGUCCCAAGAAAAGAAUAAAGCCAGUCCUGUCAAAGCGGCCAAACCAGCGACUACUCAAGACGCACCAACGCCUCCUGCAUCUGCUACGCCAGAGGUUGAACCCGUAUCCGUCAAGGAUGAAGAGAUCUCGGGCCUCCCUUAUACACUUCGCGAUCUGUACAUGGAGGCAGACCGUCUGGCUGGCUCAGAUGGAGCCGCAUCGAGCGCAGUUAUCCAGAAACUGCUUAAUGGACAUGUGUCGCCGAUGUCUAAAAUUCUUAAUGCGAUGAUUCAGAGUGGUGACCUGCCAAAAGACCAUCCUUGGCUGAAUCCAACAUCUUUCAAUUCUCCCGGGUACAAACUCCAGCCUGAUACACGUCGAGGACAAGACUACCUUGAGGGAAAUGGGUACAGUGCUAAUGACGCAUUCGGAUACGUCUACUUGCCCAUGAAGGAGAAACAAGCAUUGAAGGACGGACACGCUGUUAGUGUUGCGGAUGUGGGUGACAAGAAAGAGGACCUACUUAAGAAAUGCCUCGUAACUUCAAGUGGUUGGGUGUUGAGACACUUGAGUGGUUCUGAAAGUGAGAAGUUGCUCGAGCUUGAUGAACGCCGUCACAUGUACCUUGAAGAAUUCGGAGAGGUUGGCUUGAUGGAAGGUCUGGGAGCUCUGGAAGCCGAUGACUAUUCCAAUCUUGCUGGAGGGAUGGACCAUCUCAGCAGAUAUGGUGAGCGUCACGGUGUCGUCUGGGUGGUUGGAGAAGGCGAGCACGAAGACGACAUGCCCGAGGAAGAUGAUGACGAAUUCGAGAUCUACGACGAUGAAGAAGGCGACAUGGAAGUAGACAGCGGGCACCCCGAGGGAGGAGAAUUCGAAAGUGCGGCUGACGGACAGGCUGCAUCAUUCGACAACGCCAACGUUAACAUGCCUGGAGCAUGGGAUAUCCCCCCUCCUGCACCUGCUUCUGAACACCGCCUCCCUGGAUUGGUGCCACAUUCCAAGUCAAGUGCCUUCACACGAGGACGAUCUUCGGCAUCGGGUCCUGGAGGUGCAGCCCAAGGUGACAACCAGGACCAACCUUCAACAUCAGGCCAGGGUCAAUCGAGCGCACUCAUUGGGUCUCGACCGGCCAGAAGCGGGAUGGGCAACCACGGUCGGUCUCACAAUCAUCCUAUCAAUCUACGAGCUCUCGAUAGUGAAGUUCUCACCAAACGAGUGGCUGAGAAACAAAAAGAACUCGAAGCGGCGCGCAAGGAGAUGGAAAAGGUGGAGAAGUUGUGGAACAAGAAAAGUAAAGACAUUGGACGAUGGAGAGAAGGAUUGGCCAAAGCAUGAAGCAACUAACCAGCCAACUCCCCGGAGGUCUGUCUUUGUAUAAACAAAACAAACCAGGGGUUUGUUAUUGUACUAUUGUGGGAUUAGGCACAACAUAGGUAUGGUCAUGGUCAUAGACAGGCGGUCAGCAUCGAAUCCCCCUACAACGUUGGUGUUGGCGGGGUGUACAUAGCUUGGGUAUGGACAGUGGUAUGAACCACUACAAGGCUACCAGCCAACCAGCCACACGUUUUGUCUCACAUAAUUGAGCAUGGACGAAUUAAGAAUUGUCCCAAUUUCAUUCGCGCUAAGACAUU